This is a messenger RNA of Caenorhabditis elegans, 405 nucleotides long. It is a transcript of the gene K07F5.22, whose product is annotated as Protein kish. Lineage: Eukaryota; Metazoa; Nematoda; Chromadorea; Rhabditida; Rhabditidae. The transcript is spliced from 3 exons. Gene Ontology annotation, cellular component: Golgi membrane. Bases 37 to 258 code for a protein of 73 amino acids. The record is from RefSeq and is marked reviewed.
ACCUUUUUACUUGCCAGACGAUUCUACAAGUUUUGUAUGAACGUCUACUCGUUUGACGGUCUUGUCGUUGCUGCUCUAUUAUUCAUCUGCACCUGUGCUUAUUUGAAACGAGUUCCACGUGUUAGUAGCUGGCUGUUGUCUGAGAAGAAGGGAUUCUUCGGAGUUUUUUAUAAGGCUGCUGUAAUUGGUGUCCGACUUCAUUCUCUCGUUGCUCUUUCGUGUCUCUCUGCCGCCGUCUACGUUCUUUUCGUUCGCUAAAAACAAUGGUUCAAGGAAAGCUCAAGCAAAAGACAGCCUUGCCAAAAGGUGUCAAACAAAAGGUUAAGAAGGCCAAGAAUCCAGGACAACCAAAGAAGGGAAAAUUCUUGCACAUUGCUCCUAAGAAGGCUCAUAUCAUUGAAGCAG